CUGCUCAGUUCACACACCUUCCUCCAUCGACGCUCUCCUGCCUCAAACGCUUAUCCUGACAGUCCCACGGAACUUCAUUCUGAAGUCCUACAGAAUCUCUUUCCUAGAUAUCGCUCAUCUAUACUCUUACAGCUCUCAUUUCCUGAACCCGUGCGAGCUUGGCUAGCAAUCACUUGCUCGCCAUGGACAGCUGGAUGGCACAGCACGCGUACCUGCUCUCCGACGUGUGCUCCGGCGGCGACCUCCGAGGGCUCCUGGAGCGACGCAAGGCCGCCGCGGGGAAAGCCGCGGGGAAGACGUGGUGAGGGAAGGGCAGCGGUGGCGGGGGGAGGGGAGGGGGAUUGGCGGAGAGGGAGACUUUAGAGGUGCUGAUGCACGUGGGCGAAGCAGUGGCGCUCUGCCACGAGCAAGGCGUGGUGCAUCGCGACGUCAAGCCGGAGAAUAUUCUUCUCUCCCGACCAGUUCUUUUCUCGCCCGCUCCCUCCGCCGCUGCUGCUCCUGCGCCUGCUGCCCCCGCCUCCCCUGCUGCCCGGUCCGCGCCUGUCUCCUCCCCGGCUGUCUCCGCGCGCCUGGAGGCGGGGGCGGUGCGGCUGGCGGACUUUGGGUUGGCGGCGGUGGUGGCGGACAAGCAGCGCGGGUGCAGCGCUCCUGCAGGCACGCCCGGGUACCUCGCGCCUGAGGUGCUCGCCCUCUGCUGCCCGCCCUCCGCUCACGCCGCUGCAGCACCGCGGCAGGGAAAGCCACCACCAGCAAGAACAGCAGCAGCAGCGGGGUACGGGUGUGCGGCAGACGUGUGGUCGCCGGGGGUGACGUUGUACGAGAUGAUCGCGGGCGAGCGGCCGUACUCGGGUGACGCGCCUCAGGAUGAGUCGUGGCGGGCGCCAGUGGAGGGGCCCGCGUGGGAGGGCGUGUCGGAGGAGUGCAGAGCGGUGGUGAACGGCAUGCUGCGAGUGCGGGCGGCAGAAAGGCUGACCAUGGCGCAGGGUGCGAAUUGCCAGCAGCACGGGUGCAUGGAGGGCGGGGUGGAUGGGAAGGAACGGGUGACUGCGCUGCGGCUCCAUGUAAGUGCACUGUCGUUCUGAAGUGGCAUGUCAGCAUGGCAGCCAGAGUAUCAUGUGUCAGCGUGAGAAUUCUGCCAGUGUUCCGUUCAGUCCAGCAUUCCUUGAUGGCAUCUCUGGUCAUCCCAGCUUUUUCGAUAGCAUGGUCACAUGUGUGCAUACAUGAUGCGAUAGCCAUGCACAUUGCUUGACUUACUUAAUGGUCCAACCUGAUUGAUUUUAUGAUGGCAUCACCAUUAUGCUGCCAUGAAAUCUAUUCCAUCUCAAGUGCUUGUUGUAAUCUGAGUUUUGUGUACUGCCUGUUUAUCCAUGCCACCAGUGCAGACAUUGCAUGAGUAUGUCGACACAAUACCACUAUUUCACACCACCAACAUCUCACUGCUUUAAACACUUUGCCCCUGUUAUCCCUUGAGUCCAGCCAGCAUCGUUGGGACGCACAGACUCCUGCAAGUCAUUCCUCACCAUGCCGGUGACACCGCACAUGCCUCCUCGUCCUCCUUGUCCUCCUCGUCCCCCUUGUCCUCCUCGUCCCCCUUGUCCUCCUCGUCCCCCUUGUCCUCCUCGUCCCCCUUGUCCCCACAUGCCUUCCCAUCUGAUGCCAUGCCCUUUUGGAAUGCAAUUCCUUGUUCUCAAAUCUGACCCAUCAUAUUCUAUCACAACACAUCCCAACCCAUCGUAACCCAUCCAAAAUUUUCCAAGCAUCCCAUCCACUUCCAUCUCAUCCCAUCCCAUUGCAUCCCAUCCCAUCCCAUGUCACCGCAUCACAUCCAUUCCAUCCAGUGCCAUCCCAUUGUUCCUCGUAAUGUCAGUGGGGUGUUUGCAUUGUCUGUCUGCGAACCACCAGCUGGAUAAUUAUUUUUGCAGAACUGACUCCCGACCGAAACUCUUUUCUCCCAAAAGCAUUUCUUUUCAAGCAACCCCUCUUCCCCUCUGCCUGCCUGGCUCUCAUGCGCUGUGCUGUUGGGUUCGCACCAAUAGAUGGCCGUCCAGCUGCUGCUGCUGCUGCUUUCAGAUACUGCUGUGUGCUGUUCUGCUGUUAUGUCAUGAUAUACCGUAUUUACCCAGCUAAAAGACCCUGGGGUUUUAUCCUGCCCCUGUUUUUUUAUUAAGGGGGUGUGUCUUUUAAUCGGAGGCAAAUGUUAGACAACUAGAAUAAUUAGCAAGAAGUGAGAACAAGGGAGAUAUAGGGUUUGGGUUGUACUCUCUA
Messenger RNA from Closterium sp. NIES-67, 2265 nucleotides. NCBI's taxonomy places the organism in Eukaryota, Viridiplantae, Streptophyta, Zygnematophyceae, Desmidiales, Closteriaceae. The record is from the annotation of a GenBank genome assembly.